Molecule: messenger RNA, 1224 nt
Organism: Silurus meridionalis
Lineage: Eukaryota; Metazoa; Chordata; Actinopteri; Siluriformes; Siluridae
Gene: otub1b
Product: OTU deubiquitinase, ubiquitin aldehyde binding 1b
Exons: 7
Coding region: 106-906 (266 amino acids)
Biological process (GO): protein K48-linked deubiquitination; negative regulation of double-strand break repair
Cellular component (GO): nucleus
Molecular function (GO): ubiquitin binding; cysteine-type deubiquitinase activity
Source: RefSeq, a predicted model, not a curated record
ACACGACGGUUUAGUUCUCUACGUAGUGGCCUUGCGGAUAUACCGAGGAACAGUUUGGGAUUUAACCGCUCUCAGAGGGAGGGGGAACAGAACCGUGAAUCCAAGAUGGCGGACGAGCAGCAGGAAACAGCACAGGGAGAGAUGGAGGGAGUGAACUGCCUGGCCUAUGAUGAGGCCAUUAUGGCACAGCAAGACCGAAUUCAACAGGAAAUAGCCAUCAGUAUCCCCUUAGUGUCUGACAGACAAGAUCUCUCUGUGCUACAGAGCGAGUAUGCCGAAGAAGACACAAUUUAUCAACUCAAGAUCAAGGAUCUGCAUAAAAAAUAUUCAUGUAUCCGGAAGACACGACCCGAUGGAAAUUGUUUCUACAGAGCUUUCGGCUUUUCACAUUUGGAGUCACUACUGGAUGAUGGCAAAGAGUUACAGAAGUUUAAGGCAGUGGCAGCAAAGAGCAAACUGGAUCUAGUGAACCAGGGUUUUACCGAGUUCACCAUUGAAGACUUUCACAAUACAUUCAUGGACCUGAUUGAGCUGUGUGAGAAGCAGCCUGCCCUCGGGGAGCUGCUGAACUCCUUUAAUGACCAGAGUGUGUCAGACUAUGUGGUGGUUUACCUACGGCUUCUCACCUCUGGCUAUCUGCAGAGAGAGCAUGUCUUUUUCCAGCACUUCAUAGAAGGAGGACGUUCGGUCAAAGAAUUCUGCCAGCAGGAGGUGGAGCCAAUGUCCAAAGAAAGCGACCAUAUCCACAUCAUAGCCUUAGCACAGGCAUUGAAUGUGUCCAUACUGGUGGAAUACAUGGACCGAGGGGAGGGUGGCACAGUUAACCACCACAUUUUCCCAGAGGGCAGUGAGCCACGCAUCUUUCUUCUCUAUCGACCAGGUCAUUAUGACAUCCUGUACAAAUAAAGGUGCAACGUCAGUACCAUGGUGGAGAAUACACCGGAGAAAUGCCCAUGAUGCAUCUCUGUGUGAGUUGGACACCAUGUUAUUGCAAAAUGUGUACAAUGAACAUCAAAACGUUUCCUCCUAUUAUGAAGACCCCUAAUGAAGUAAUGAGUAAAAGUAAGACGUGAUGCAACAUUAGGGUUGUACAGGGUUUUUUGGUUUUUUUGUGGUUGUUUUCUGUUGUGGUUGUAAAUGUUCUCAACUUGCUUUUAGUUACUGUUCUCCUUUUGUUUGUUAAUGCUGCAUUUCAUGAGUUUUAUUAAAGGGAUUUUCACCUUA